Molecule: messenger RNA, 1604 nt
Organism: Apodemus sylvaticus (European woodmouse)
Lineage: Eukaryota; Metazoa; Chordata; Mammalia; Rodentia; Muridae
Gene: Mppe1
Product: metallophosphoesterase 1
Exons: 10
Coding region: 346-1530 (394 amino acids)
Biological process (GO): GPI anchor biosynthetic process; endoplasmic reticulum to Golgi vesicle-mediated transport
Cellular component (GO): endoplasmic reticulum-Golgi intermediate compartment
Molecular function (GO): phosphoric diester hydrolase activity
Source: RefSeq, a predicted model, not a curated record
AAGAGACUCAAAAGCCCUGCGCUGACGACUUAGGCCUGGCUCACUCCCGAGAGCCCCAAAGGAGACUCUUCCUGUUGAGACUGAUCUCAUUCCCAGAGCCAGCCCACGAUUCCAGACCCCCAGCUCUGGGCCAAGGCUCCAGUGGGAUCCAAAGCACAGUGAGGAAACCUGGGGCCUUGCCUGCAUGUGCUUCCACCGGAACUAGGCUACACACUUUACACACUUAGCAGACCAGAGGUACAGCUCAGGACUGGGUCCCAUCUCCACUAUUGCUCUCCUCAGGCUUUCAUGGUGACUUCUUGAUGACCUUGAUUCUCUUCUGCCAGCAACUUCUGGGCAGGAGACAUGGCUCUGCUCAGAUGGGGACUGAGAAGACAGAACUUCCAUCCGUUGAGGAGGAGGAGAGCGUUGCUGCUGAAACUCACAGUCGUCGUCAUCUCUGUGCUUCUGUUUUGUGAAUAUUUCAUCUAUUACCUGGUCCUCUUCCGGUGUGGUUGGCCUGAGGUGAAGACCCUAGCCCAUGGCGGUAGUCAGGAGCCUGUACUGAAAGCCAUGUUUCUAGCCGACACUCACUUACUCGGGGAGAUAAGAGGGCACUGGCUGGACAAAUUACGAAGGGAGUGGCAAAUGGAGAGAGCUUUUCAGACAGCUCUGUGGUUGCUGCAACCGGAAGUCGUCUUCAUUUUGGGGGACAUCUUUGACGAAGGGAAGUGGAGUUCCGCCCAGGCCUGGGCAGACGACGUGCAGAGGUUUCAGAGGAUGUUCAGACACGGCAGCCAGGUGCAGCUGAAGGUGGUCAUUGGCAAUCAUGACGUUGGCUUCCACUACCAGAUGAGUAAAUACAGAACAAAGCGAUUUGAGAAAGUGUUCGGCUCUGAAAGACUGUUCUCUCUGAAAGGAGUUAACUUUGUCAUGGUCAAUAGCGUCGCAAUGGAAGGGGAUGGUUGUGCCAUAUGCUCUGAAGAGGAAGCUGAACUCAGAGAGAUCUCUCGUAAACUGAAUUGCUCCCAAGAGCAGGUGCCGGGAUCCAACCAGUGUGACCGUGAGCCGCGGCUCCCCUUGUCCGCCCCCGUGUUGCUGCAGCACUACCCACUCUACCGGGCCAGCGAUGCCAAUUGUUCUGGUGAAGAUGCGGCUCCUCCAGAGGAAAGGAACGUCCCCUUUGAGGAGAAAUAUGAUGUUCUUUCUCGGGAAGCCUCACAAAAGCUGUUGUGGUGGCUCCGGCCUCGCCUGGUCCUGAGUGGCCACACGCACAGUGCCUGUGAGGUGCACCAUCCCGGAGGAACUCCGGAGGUGAGCGUCCCAUCCUUCAGUUGGAGGAACAGAAACAACCCAAGCUUCAUCAUGGGCAGCCUGACAUCCAGAGAUUACGCUCUCUCCAAGUGCUACCUCCCGUAUGAGGACACGGUGCUGACCACGUACGGCGCAGCAGCUGGCUUCCUCAUGAUCCUCGUCUUGGUUCACUUUGACCAUCUGCCCUCAUGUUUUCUGUGUGGUUGGAAACUGUGCAGGCUGCACGUGAGGCGAUGACGAGCCAGUGACUGUUGCGUAUGAAAGAUAACACGAAUCAAAGCCAAAGACAUAGGACUUAUAGCGGGGGGGGG